ACCUCGUGUUCAUACUUCCCCAUAAAUAUCUACUUUUUCUUCACGCUCGUGAUCUUAAUAAGAACAACAACCUCAAUUGUUGGUCUCUAAAAGUUCCUAAUGAAAUAAUUCCAUUAUAAAGCACCACCAGCAGCUUUAUUUUAGAUCCAUUCACAUACUUGAGAGUUGAGAUUCUAACCCAUAAAAAGGGAAAGAAGUUAUGGGUAAAAAUGAGAGGGAGGAGAAUGGUGUUGAUCCAGAAAAUCACAACCAGGAUGAGGGGGAGAAGAAGAAGCAGCUGAAAGAAGAAGAGUUGUCAGUGGAGAGGAUAUUUGAGAACCAAGAAGUUCCAUCAUGGAGAAAGCAGCUGACAGUGAGAGCCUUUGUGGUGAGCUUUGCGUUGAGCAUACUGUUCAGCAUCAUAGUCAUGAAACUCAAUCUCACCACAGGUAUUAUACCUUCUCUCAAUGUCUCUGCUGGACUCUUGGGCUUCUUCUUCGUCAAGACUUGGACCAAGUUACUUCACAAGUCUGGCCUUUUGAGACAGCCCUUUACAAGGCAAGAAAACACUGUUAUCCAGACCUGUGUUGUUGCCUCCUCCGGAAUCGCCUUUAGUGGAGGUUUUGGAAGCUACCUCUUUGCAAUGAGUGAACGUAUAGCCAAACAAUCAACAGAUACACUUGACUUCAAAAAACUAUCUUUGGGAUGGAUCAUCGGCUUUCUCUUUAUAGCCAGCUUUCUUGGACUCUUCUCAGUGGUGCCUCUUCGAAAGAUUAUGAUAAUAGACUUCAGACUGACGUAUCCAAGUGGUACUGCAACUGCUCAUCUUAUCAACAGCUUCCACACACCUCAAGGAGCCAAGCUAGCAAAGAAACAAGUGAGAGAGUUGGGCAAAUUUUUCACCUUCAGCUUUUUAUGGGGUUUCUUUCAAUGGUUCUAUACUGCUGGAGAUAAUUGUGGGUUUGCAAGUUUUCCUUCAUUAGGGCUUAAAGCAUUUGAUAACAAAUUUUUUUUUGAUUUCUCAGCAACAUAUGUUGGUGUAGGAAUGAUUUGCCCCUAUAUUGUAAAUAUAUCAGUUCUGCUUGGAGGGAUUAUUUCUUGGGGUCUGAUGUGGCCCCUCAUAGAAGAUAGAAAAGGUGACUGGUAUCCUGCAGACCUCAGCCCAGGCAGCUUCAGUGGUAUUCAAGGUUACAGGGUAUUUAUUGCCAUAGCCAUGAUCCUGGGAGAUGGUCUAUAUAACUUCCUCAAGGUUCUGAGUCGAACCCUCUUAGGUUUGUUUCAUCAGCUCCGGUACAAAGAUUUGAGCUCUGAAAUCCCUGUUGCAGACCAUUCUUCUGAUGUGAGCUCUCAGUCUCAGCUCUCAUAUGAUGACAAGCGACGGACCCAACUCUUUCUCAAAGAUCAAAUUCCAAUAAUGUUUGCCGUUGGAGGCUAUGUUGCUAUUGCUGCCAUCUCUAUGGCCACUCUUCCACAUAUCUUUCACCAACUCAAAUGGUAUUACAUAUUGGUCAUCUACACAUUCGCACCCGCAUUGGCUUUCUGUAAUGCAUAUGGUUGUGGGCUCACUGAUUGGUCCCUUGCAUCCACAUACGGAAAGCUUGCCAUCUUUAUUAUUGGAGCAUGGGCGGGUGCCGCACAUGGUGGAGUUCUUGCAGGCCUGGCAGCUUGUGGAGUAAUGAUGAACAUUGUCUCGACAGCCUCUGACUUAAUGCAGGAUUUCAAGACUGGCUACUUGACACUGGCUUCACCCCGUUCUAUGUUUGUGAGCCAAAUAAUCGGCACAGCAAUGGGCUGUGUGAUUUCCCCUUGUGUGUUUUGGCUAUUUUACAAGGCCUUUGAUGACCUUGGGCAACCUGAGAGUCAGUACCCUGCUCCUUAUGCUGUUGUGUACCGCAACAUGGUUUUGUUGGGGGUAAAAGGCUUCUCAAGUCUGCCAAAGAAUUGCCUUAUACUCUGUUAUGUGUUCUUUGGUGCAGCCAUUCUGAUCAAUUUGAUUAAAGAUUUGGUGGGUAAAAAGUGGGGACGGUUCAUUCCACUUCCAAUGGCAAUGGCAAUACCUUUCUAUAUAGGAUCAUAUUUUGCCAUUGAUAUGUGUCUUGGAAGCUUAAUAUUGUUUGUGUGGGAAAAAAUAAACAAGGCCAAGGCAGAUGCUUUAGCACCUGCGGUAGCCUCUGGUUUGAUAUGUGGGGAUGGGAUAUGGACUUUGCCUGCUUCUAUCCUUGCUCUGGCUGGGGUCAAGCCACCAAUUUGUAUGAAGUUUCUGUCAAGAGGGAAUAAUGCUAAGGUUGAUGCAUUCUUAGGAUCAUAGGGCUAAGUUUAGUAUAUAAGAAAUGAAUGUGCAGUCAACCUGAUGCAUCCAAGGACUUGUAAAAUAACACUGAAUUUUUUUUAGCUUUAAUUUCUGUUGUGAAGACAAGAAUAGGUAUAGCAAAGCAACCAUAAAUGUGAUCAUAAGAUUAUGUAUGUUUUUACCAGAUUUUAUUACCAGGAAGGUAAAUUUUUACUUCAUCUCUUUUUCUCUCU
Molecule: messenger RNA, 2502 nt
Organism: Quercus lobata
Lineage: Eukaryota; Viridiplantae; Streptophyta; Magnoliopsida; Fagales; Fagaceae
Product: probable metal-nicotianamine transporter YSL7
Exons: 6
Coding region: 200-2287 (695 amino acids)
Cellular component (GO): membrane
Molecular function (GO): oligopeptide transmembrane transporter activity
Source: RefSeq, a predicted model, not a curated record